Molecule: messenger RNA, 7262 nt
Organism: Mytilus californianus (California mussel)
Lineage: Eukaryota; Metazoa; Mollusca; Bivalvia; Mytilida; Mytilidae
Exons: 17
Coding region: 473-2233 (586 amino acids)
Source: RefSeq, a predicted model, not a curated record
GUCUGUAUUAUUUUAAUAACACAAUUAAUUUACCGUGAUGAUUUAUAUGUUUAUUGUUUCUGUUAUUGAUUAAAGAACCUGGCAAAGGAAAUUUUUGUAGUUGCCCGGCUUUUGAAAUAAAAUUUCCACUAUGAUCGCGUGUGUAUUAAUUUGCAUCUGAUUCAAAUCGAAGAUCAAAUAAUGUCUCUGAUCAUAUCGACAAUUCUGUAUAUCCAAGAUAUUACCGCAUUACAAGUUAAUGUAAAAAUUAAUAACAAGGGCUCCAAAUAUUGACAUAAAACUGAUAAAAUUUAACAGUAAAUCAAAAAGAUCACCCCUUAUCUCAGUAAUGGAACGAUCGAUCUUCUAUGUUGAACAGUGGCCAAGGGAUCUUUACAACUGAACUAUUUCGAUUAACUUUCUAAAGGUAACUAUAAAUAUGACGGCGGAAGACUGAAAAAAGCGUCAAGUAACCUUGGUUACGUGGAAAAAAAUGGCAACUACGGACACGGACAGUGUCCAUGAUCACAUGACCAGGCUACGGAUGAAAAUGGUCAAUCAAAAAAUUGCAAAUGAAAGAGAAAAGUUGAAUAGACCUAGCUCGACAGAAAGUGCAAAUGAUGUCGAUGAACAAUUACGUCUUCAGCAGGCUAUGUUAAGGAGACAAGAACUUCUAGACAAAAUUAGGCGUGAACAAAUAGUGAAUCACACCUCAGUAGCAGAUAACCGUCGACCGAGAUCAUAUAGUGCUAGACGGCGGUAUACUCCGUCCCCUGUACAACCUCCCCCCUCACGACGCUCACUUCCAGACUUUAACAGAAACAAUGGAGAUUAUACAUACCGAGAACGAGAUAACUACCAACAACCUUUCUAUGGUGAUAAUAACGACAUGUCACAAGUGAAACACGUAAUUAAACACACAAUUGCCACACCUCGGCAGUACCAUUUACCUCCAAUAAUGAAUGCGCCACAGCAGCCAAUAAUACAACAACAACAACCCUCACCCCUACAACACAUUAUACAACAAGUACCUGUUCCGCAAGUCACGUACCAGAACCUAGUACCAGAUAACAACCAACAGAAGUCGUCAUCAAUGUUUAACAAAGGAGAUUUUAUGGACAUGAUGAUGGUUCAACAUCAACAAGUUAACCAAUUAGUCAUGCAACAAUUGAUGAUGCAACAAUUUGGUGGUCGAAACAGACAUUCUUAUCCAUGCUACCCUUCUUAUUAUUAUGCAGAACCAGCACAGCCUGUUUUGAUGGCCCGUCCAGGAGGUGGACAAGUACAUCACCAUCAUUACUCAAUGACCCCUGCUCCUAUGGCUGCCCCAAUGCAACAACCUGUAGUCCAUCAUUACCAACCUUUACCGCCAUUAGAGGGACGAAUGAUGUCCCCAGCCAGGGCUAUAACAGAGAGAAGAAUGGCUCCUGCACAAACACGCGUUGCAGAACCAAGGGCAAGGUCAUUAUCCCCACCACCAGUGGCAGCAAAACGAUCGAAUCAAGGAAACAGACCAAGUAGUGUAUUUUUAUUUGGUAUUAUUCUGAAAGAAAUUGUGGCAGCUUUACAUAGAAUUUAUUUAAAUCCAAGUGGCAAUAUUUAUCCAGUCUUAGCUGAUAUCAUAAGCCCAAAAGCUUAUGAUUUAACAAAUUUGUUAAGAGGAAGAACAAACGAACGAGAAACUCAGGUCAUGAUUCAGGAACUGCAAUAUGUGGUGGAAAAUCUUGUAUAUCACAUGACGGAAAUUAUGCCAAGCACCGGUGUUUUAGGAACCCACAGAAAGUCUGCGGUAUAUGAACUAAUCAAAGAUGGGAAACGGUUUCCUGAUGGCUAUUUUUGGCAAGUAGAGCUGGACAGACUUCAGUUUACAGAAAAUGGCAGAACAGCAGGAGUAGGAGACCCAGAAGGUUUCCUAUUAAUUGUCGGAAUUUAUAUAUCCAGAAGUCUCAUCACAACAUUGUUAAUGAAACCAGUGGACUACGGACUUUCCUCUCAACAACUGUCAGAUAUAGCAGAAAGAAAUCUGAAAAUUCUUGCCACAACUUUGUUGUAUUUAGUUAGACGUGUCUCGGGUUCAAGAGGACGAGCAAUGAUGCCAAUGCCCUCGGAAAUAUCUAAAUACUUAUAUACUGACGAAGAAAUGCGACCUGUUUACGGUAAAAUGGCGAAAUCAUUCAAUUAUGCGGAGGGUUUACUUAGAGAGUGGGGUCAGGAAUACAUGAAAAGACUGCGGGCGGCACCAGUACCAAAAUAGUAUGACGAUUGCUUUCUAAAUGGUCAAUUUCACAAUUAGUAUAUUUUCAGGAUAGUUAUAUGUGUUGACAAUUAAGACAACUACCUAAACUAUAUACUCGACACAUGUGCCAUUUAUGGUAAAUAGACCAUCUUGUCCUUUUCCGGUCUGGUUAUUUUGUGAUUUGUUGUGAUCUCUCUAUGAACCAGCUCGAUCAAAAUUUGUUUAUUAUUGGUAACCAAGCUACUCCUGUUAUGCAUAAUUAAAUAUUUCAAUUAGUUUGAAUUCUAUAAAAAGAGUGAGCUACAUUGUAAUAAACUCCGUGCAAGACGUUUGACCAAUGAAAAAACAUUAAAAAUUGUUGGACCGGUUUCUUCUAAAUUUUUUUUAAAGAGAAAUCAAAAAUCACAAAUGGACACAAAAAGUGUUUCAUCUUUUCAUAUGCAACAUUAUAAGGAAAACAUGUCUGACAUGUACAUGAAAGAUUAAUAUAAACAUUUUCAAUAACAUUUAUAAGAAUUCACAGUUUAUUAAUUGAUUAAUAGUUUAAUUUUUUUUACUCAUCUUAAUUCCACUUUUUUCAAACUUUUCCAAGAGCACGAUAUGACCACGAUGGAGAAAUAUUCAAUCGGUUAUCAGAUAUCAAUUCUCAGAUAGUCAUAUUGGGAUUCAACAUUAAAUUUUACCAAGCAUCUCUCAAGUUAUCAUAUUAUAUUUUUGUUUUAAUCAUAGCGUAUGGUCUUCGCCUCAAUUAUUACCACUAUCGUAACUAAAUCAAGAUGACAAGAUAAAGUAGACCAAUAAUAUUUGGUACUAAAUUUAAACGGCAUAUUGUACUUUACAAUACCGGUGUGAUACAAUUGCUUUCUGUGGUUGUGGAUUUUUUGCGUCCUUUCCAUAUUUUUUGCAAUGAUUGACGCCUAUUUUAAAUAUUUGAUUACGAGCACCCCUAAUGAGAAAUAAAGAUUAUGAUGCGCAUAUGUUCAUCAACUAAGCUUUCUGUUGCUUGAUUUCGUUUUUGACAUAACAUUAUAAGAAAUACUUAUUAUGCAAUUAUAUGUUACAGUUUUGGUAUAAAUUGUCCUAAGGUUUUUCAUGUCUUUAAAAGAUUUAAAAAAAAUUCUCUUUACACGUAGAGCGUAUCUAUAAUUUCAACUCCUAUAUAGUUCAAAUCGCCCGAUGAUUAUUUGCUCAAUCCCCGUUGAUAAAUGAAGAAAUUAUUUAGAAACUAAGGUUCCGACUACCUCAGGCAAAGUUGACUGUAGAUGAAUUUGGCUAUUCUUUUUAGGUUCCGUUUGAAUAUUUAGCUUCUAAAGAAUAUAAAUUUAUAUACCUUUUUUGCAUAAAAUGUUUUAAAAUAACUUAAAAAAAAGCACUUCCCAUGAAUAGAUUACUUUAGCUGUAUUUGGCAAAUCUUUCGACAUUUGGGUCCUCGAUGCUCCUCAAUUUAUUUCUUUAUUUUGGUCUUUUUAACUUUUUUAUGCCCCCGCCGUAGUCGACGGGGCAUUAAGUGUUAGCCUUGACCGUCCGUCUUUCCGUCCGUCAGUCCUUCCCAUUUUCGUUUGUUUGAAGCUUGAUCGAGCGGGGGUAUUCGUAACCUCAUACACAUUCUUCUUUUAUUGAUGCGAGCGUUACUAAUGAGUUUUUUGUAGACGAAACACGCGUCUGGUGUAUAAAAUUAUUAGUUAAAAUAUUAUCGAAUUUUAUAUCGCAUGGGUAAUUGAUAAAUUUUCAAAUUCACAAUAAUCUUUAGUUGAAUAAAGACUCAGGUUGUGAUAAAUUAUAUAAUUUGUCCUGUUAUAUAUAGCCUUCUUUCUUUAUAUCAAUUGACACAAUGAUAGGAAGCUAGUCACUGUAAUGUAUCAAACCAAUAUACUAUACACAUGCGUUAUACGUCUACAAGAUAGAAAGCAAUCAGUGCGGUGUAUUUUUCACAGUUAAGGUGUAUGUACUUUGACACAACUUCUAUAAAUAUUACUUAGUUUUCUGUCUUUCAGCCAGUUUGUUUAUCGAAAUUGUUAUACUACUGUCAUGUUCAUACAUUAUUUCAUUUUAUGCUAUCUAACAUUUAACUCGAAGUGACCCGUGGUUGUCUUAAUGUAUGUUAUGGUCCUGUAUUUUGCAGCGACAAUGUCGGUCGCUUUGUCACAGACUCAUUCGGUUAGUUAGUUUAUCAAAAAUGUUAUGCAGACAACCCAUAUUACUUUUCCUAUUUAUACAUUUUUCCUGCCAAGCUAUGUAACAUUUGACUCGGUGUGUUCUAUGGUUGUUUAAACGUUUGCAUUGUUUCUGUAAUUGCAGUUAUUCCUUUAUAGUUUUUGUAAGUUUUCAUGCGGAUAUAGUUUUCUACAAAACAAAUUUAUGCGUUAGAAGAUAAAUCCUUGAUAAUCGUGCAUUACAUACUCCAUAUAAGGUUAUCCCAAAGUGGAAGGUGAGAUAUCAUACGCAUGAAUAUCUUUGACGUUCAAAAGACAUAAGUUUGUAGAUAACCUGUAGUAAUGUAAGUUACGUUAGCUUUAGAUUCAUACUUUAGGUCUCAAAUGUAUGGUAUUUGAGGAAAACUGUAAAAAUAACAUAGCAUUGACAUCACAGAUAAUUGUUUUACACUCAAGAAGAAUUUAUCAAAAUAAUCAUUCAACACUCUUCAGUUAACAUAACUUUUCCAGGAGCUAGUCGUUUUACUUUUAUUAUUUCUGUCGCCGAAUAAUGGUCAUUACCUUCUCCUUUGUACAGACAGAAAUGUAGGUCAGCUUGAUGAUGAUUAAAAGUUUGAGCAUUUGUAAAUUAACUUGUCUGCAUGGCUGAUCUACUGUAGCAUACAAUCAGUAUGAUAUAAACUACAAGCAAUAAGACUGAAUUCAACUUAUAUAGAUGAAAUACGAAAAAGUUUAAAAAUUAGCCUACCCAUAGAUUUUAGGCCUCCGGGAGAACAGCAUUAAAUAUAAGAUUUUUUAUUUUAUUUUCCAAACCAACAACAAUGUAAAGGAAAUAUAGUAAUUUAACACUCAUAAUUAGAGUGUACCAUUUAAUUAUUAACUGCUGUCUUCCUGUUGGUUGGACUGUGUUAACGUUCUCACUUUCUUCACAAUAUGAUUCCUUAAAGUACUGUCAAAUUUUAUGUAAAUAGAUAAGUUGCAUGCAUUUUUACAGCUUUUAUGAGCUCUAAUGAUUGAAAGAAAUGAUUGAAUGAAGCUUGAAUUGUAUUUUUGUAAAUCUAAAAUGACAUGGGCUCACAAAGACAUUAGGAUUUUGCAUGUGCAAAGUCAGGAACUGUUCGUUUUCUAUGAUUUUGUUUACACACAAUGUAUUGUACUUUUGACUUUAAAUAGGUUAAUGGCUUAACAGAAUCGUCUAUUAUGUUAAAUUACUAUUGGAAUUUAUAUGGCAUGAAUAAUUGAUAGUUUUUUUCCAAUUCACAAUAUGCUUUAGUUGAAUAAAGACUCAGGUUUUUGUGAUAUAUUAUAUAAUUUGUCCUGUUAUAUUUAGCCUUCUUUCGUUAUAUAAAUUGACACCAUGAUAGGAAGCUAGUCACAGUAAUGUAUAAAAUCAGUAUACCAUAUAUAAUGAAAACGAUAAAUAAAUAAAUAAAGUUUUGUUGAUUAAUAAAGGUAGAUAAGCAUUGUAACAUAAUAUAUUGGUAUUGUAAUGUACAUAUUUGAUCGACCUCUAUACAAAAAAAAAUUGUAUUCACCCAAUGUAUCAUAUAUGUCCUAAAUAUCGACUUUCAAAUUUGUUUUAUUUGAGGUCUUGUUAUACUGAAGGACAAAUGUACACUUAUUCACUUACAAUUGUAUUCUGGGAUUUAAGUUAUGACCAAACAAUCAAUUGAAAAAUGUGAUAAGUAAAUUUGUACUCGCAAUGAACCAGUUACAAUAUAUUUAAUGAAUUUGGUGAGUCCAACGCGCCUUUCUGGAAUUAUAUUUAUCAGGAAUGCUCAAAUCCAAACAUUUAAAAGCCAAUGCUGUAUGAAUUGUUGAAUACUCGAGAAGCUUUAUGAUCAAAGGAAUAGACAAAUCCACCUCAGAUCAAGUAUGCCUGAGGUGUUUGAAAUCUUUAUUUCUGAAUAAUUUCGGGAAAAAAAAUAUGUUAAUGUUUACACAGAGACUAAGUGUCAUACAGUUUUUGUUAACGGAUCAAUAGAAUAGCGUCAUGAAAGUCAUGUGUGGGAGUCUUUAUUUGAAAGACCAUUUCAGAAUCAGAAACGACAAAAAAGAAAUCACACACAACAUAUGCAAGAACGUAUGAUAAAUAAAUUUGUUUGGCAUGCUACAUGCGUUUCUGUAUUAAAAUUCUUUUGAUGCCAUUGAGGCCAAGAACAGGCCAUCGAGAUUAAUCUAACGCAAAUAACCGAGACACCUUAAAAGAGCAAACACUGACUAAAAUACGAGGAAUUCAUAUCUGGUUUUGUCAAAUUUGACUGGGAAAUAUUUCAUCGGCAUAGCCUAAGUGGGUGUUUGUCAGACGAUUAAGUGUCAUUAGAAUUACAUAAAAAAAGGUGACAAAUGAAAGUGUAUAGCUGUAAACAUACGAAAUUUCAUAAUAUUGAAGAUUACAAUGAUUCAAAAGUAACAAGUUUGCAGAAGAUGUACAGAAAGAAUACUUUGAGAAAACAUGUCCAUUUAAAAAUUAUUUCUACCGUAUAACUUAAUACAAGAAAAACGUUUUUAGAUUCUUGUAACUAAACUUUAACGUACGCAACAUUUGGCGAUACUUUGAAAUUUGAUUAACUGCACGAUGAAAAUUAACUAGAUGUUUUAUUGUAUCAAGACUAGCAUAGUUACAUAAAUUGUAUAUGGAAAAGAAAACAUACUGUAUUUUAUAAUUUUUAAGAUACAACAAUUGUAUCUAGGUUAAACCUUUAAGAGGUAAACGUCCUUAACUAGUUUUCCAUUUUUGUAUAUAUAAUAUUUGUUAUCUAAUGUGUCUGUAUUUGACCAUUAUAUAGUGAUAGUCUGACUCUCUAAAACUUAUAUAUAUAUGACUGUUAUUAUCACAAAUCAAAACUAUUCAUUCACUAUUUAUUUCAUAAUAAUAAAUUAUUUAUUUGUUA